UGUAUCUCCCGGGUGCUCUCCCCAGGCCCUGAACCGUGCGUCCUCGGAACACCAUCCCACCUUUGCGUCUGUGAGUGUAUCUGAGCUUCUUAAAACACACACGCACACGGACGCACACACUUCGGCGUCUUUCCUGUAGACCGGUUUGGCUGCGUCUCUGCGACCUGGGAUUAUAUUAGUUUCCGUUCUCGUGCACGGCUGACUAGGUGUAUUACCCGAGCGCUAGCAGAGCCGCGGCGUUCACGGAAAGCAGGCAGGCCUCUAGUGAGAGAGAGAGAGAGAAAAGAUAAUGAUAAAGCUGUUGGGUUUCACAUCACACUUUGCUCACUGACCUUCAGCGAAAUGUUAGAGCUUAGCCUGGUCCGGCUGCCUGCUCGAGCCUGUCUCAGUCUCCGAAUCAGAGAGCUCGUUUACAACAAAGAUAAAAACCCACAGGGUCGGAUUUCUUAGAGGACAGAAAUGUCCGAAAGUGUGUGUGUGUGUGCGCGCGCGCGCGCGCGUGUGUGUGUGUGGUAGAGAGCUUUCACACUCACAACCCAAUCCCAACCCAGCACUCACAAUCGUUUCUAUAGUAACAGCUCACCCAGAGGGACGUGUAUGACGGCGCGUUACAUGUUAUUGAACAUGUAUGGAAGGAGUCUCCAGUGUUAAUAAAUCCUCAUAAAUCUGCGAAUGGUGCAUGAGAAUCGCCGCGGAAUAAGAGGAACGCUUCAGGACGCGAUGUUAUCGGAGAACGAUACGGUAACUCUGAUUCAUCACACCAUCCCGUCGUUGAUUAUUAUUGUCCUUCACACCAGCGCCGUCCCUCUCGUCCACGUCAUACGUACCGAAGCCGAGCUCACAAAGUCUCCAUCCUCCCUUAUGUCCACACCGCCUCUGGCUUUACACGGCGUGUUCACGCUCGACACGUAUCACGUGCCUGGAGCAGACAAGGACGCCGGGUAAAGGCCGUGCAGAGGUCAGGUGUUUUUUUGUUGUUUUUUUAUAGCGAGUGUGACCUCACCUCGCAGCUCGGCUCUCAGCCUCGGGGAUGCGAUUAUCCGCCGGAAACAUUUCACAUCCGACGGAAUACGUUCAACGUUUCGCACGAAACGCGAAAGCCAUUACGGCAUUCCUCCGAAGGUUUUUCUUCAAUUUGUACCACUUUAUGCCACGUACCCUCGAUAAAUGAUGGCAGAACGAGGGGAAAAAAUGGGGGUAAUAACUCAAACCUCGGCGCAAAAAUAAUACUCUUAAUACGAUGUCAAAGACCAGCGGGAAUGAGGACAAAUGGCGGAGCUCCCCUGGGGUUCACUGGCGGAAGAAUUAACGAAGCCUGUCACCCCGACCCAGCCGCCAGCGUCGCUAUGGAAACGGACGCCCGGGCACCUCUGGGUAACCGUGGUGACACAGUUGCCGCGGCAGCCAGCCUGCACCUCUACUCCUAGGCAACAGAGCCGGGAAGAGCGAGCGCGCGUGCGUGCGCGUAAGAACCUGCAUCUCAAACAGCACGAACGAGCUGUAAUGGAGCUUAAUCACGUCUAAAAGGAAAAUACAGACUUUAUCACGUCUUUGUCUCGUCAGUAACGGACCCUCAGUUCUAAGGCGCGACUCUCGGUAUAAUCUGCUUUACUGUAUCUGUGUGGUUUCCCGAUCUCGUCGUCUUAAUCCCCGACAGCUUUGCGCAGGUUAGAGAGGUUAGCACGCGAAGAUUACGCGAGCUUAUUAAAACGCUCAGAGACCUGGCCAGAUAUUCACCGUCCACAUGGUGAGGGCUAAAGUUCUUCAUGUCCUGAAGAUUAGAAACGCUAACCCGCCGGGAAGGAAAUGAACUCCGUAGCUCAUUAGUCGCUCGUUUCUGGUCCACAUUUAUCCCACUCGACUCUGGUCUUCACUCGCCCAAACGUCAAUACCACAAACAUAAACGUGACGUUUUUCAUUAGUAGAAAUGAGCACUGAGUGUUAGCUGGUAUGGCCUUCCUUUAAGGAAGGAAUAACACACCCGGGGGAGUGCUGUUAUAGGAGAUUAAUCAACGACGGGAUGGUGUGAUGAAGCAGAGUAUAACCUAUUACCUAUAAAAGCACGCCCCAAAGUGUUCUAUUCUUCUUAUACCACAGCAAUUACUAAUGCACCGAUUAUUAAUGAAAAAUAACACAUCAUACUUUUUUUUUUAUCCAUUUAUAGUUUCAUUUAAUGUUGUGAAACACUUGUGAAACAAGUUAGUUCCCGUUCUCUGUUACAUCGAGGCAGAUAUAAACACUUGCUAGUCUCAGAUUUCAUAGCGUGAGCGUCAUGUCAUGUUCCUACGUAUGAUUACGCAACAUUACGGUAAGAAUAAGCACCAGAGUGUCUUUUUUUCCCCGUCUAUUUCACGCCCUGCUGCUACUAUUAAUGGAUAAAAAUCCAGAUGGGUUUCCGUUUAUGUCAGCUCAAUCGCACUGGCUUGCUUUCAAGGAAGGCUUGGUCUGGGAUCCUGGCUAAAAUAUGGCUUUGGAGAGUUCACGUGUAGGAACGUUUCACAUUUAAUCCGCUCAUGGUCGCUCUGAUCGUUAACCUAGACUAGGUUUGAAAAACGAAUAUAAAUGUUCUACGUCUUUUUGCGAAGACGAGCGUGAACGUUCUGGGGGAGUUAUCCGAGCGCCGGAGCCGUCGUGGCGUCUGGGUCUGGGGAAUCGAGGGCCCGGGGAGCGCGGAGAAGCGGGGCGAGAUAAAAGGGAAGCCCUCGCGCUGCCGAGCCCUCGUCCCCAGCUGUGUUCGCUUUAAACCACUGUCCCUUCUCACCUCAUUCAGAUCGAGAGAAAUGAGACGCCGCUCGAAAAAACACGUAGCGCUCGGGGCGCGCGGGUCGGAGAGAGUCGGAUAGAUAACUCAUCGUAUUACACUCACGGAUCCACUCGGAAUUACAAUUCCCAACAAUCCACUCCUACGUCUCGUGACUGGUACUUAUCAGAGAGAGAGAGAGAGAGAGAGACAGAGCGAGACGGACUGACAGACAGAGAGACACAGAGAGAGAUAAAGACAGAGAGUUACAGAGAGACAGAAAGAAAGACAAGGAGAGAGACAGCAAGGGAGAGAUGAGACGGAGACAGACAGAGUGAGGGAAUGAGAGCGAGAGACAUACAGACUGAUAGAGAGACACAAAGGGAGAGAAAGCCACAGAGAGACAGACAGAGAGAGACAGCAAGCAAAGAGUGACGCAGAGCGAGGAACAGAGCAAGACAAACUGACAGACAGAGAGAGAGAGAAAGGGAGACAGGGAGAGAGACCCGGAGGGAGAGCGAGACAGACAGACAGAGACAAUUCGUUAAUUUAUUUACUUGCUUUGGCAAUAAAGCACUGCUGAAUUGAAAAGAGAGCGAUACUGUCAAGAGACUUAAAGAGUGGCAGAUAGACAGGCUGAGAGAGAUGAACAGAGAGAUAAAGACAGAGAGAGAGUUACAGAGAGACAGAAAGAUAGACAAAGAGAGAGAGACAGCAAGGAAGAGACAGAGAGAGAAACAAAAAGAGAGAGAGACAGACAGAAAGAAAGACAAAGUAUGAGACAGAGACAGACCGAGUGAGGGAAUGAGAGAGAGAGAGAGAGACCGAGUGACACAAAGGGAGAGAAAGACCGAGAGAUAGACAGAGACAGACAGAGAGAGAGUUGCAGAGAGACAGAGAGAGGAACAGAGCAAGACAAACUGACAGACAGACAGAGAGAGACAGGGAGAGAGACACGGAGGGAGAGCGAGACAGACAGACAGACAAUUCGUUAAUUUAUGUACUUGCUUUGGCAAUAAAGCACUGCUGAAUUGAAAAGAGAGCGAUACUGUCAAGAGACUUAAAGAGUGGCAGACAGACAGGCUGAGAGAGAUGAACAGAGAGAGAGAGAGAGAGAGAGAGAGAGAGAGAGAGGGAGGGAGGGAGGACAUACGUGUUGCAUGUUGUCAUGUUGCUGUAUUUCGAGACACUGAGUGGAUACGGAGGGAUUACUGCUGGAUGUGGGCAGGUUUUCUGGCGUGAUUAAAUACACUUUAGCAGAUUAAUCAAAAGACAGAUCGUAAAUCAUCUCUGCACACACCAACCUCCUGCAACCCAACCUACAGCUGUGGAAACUCUUACUCACCAGCGUUUUGGAUCUGAGCGCGAGAGAGCGAGCGAGAGCGAGAGAAGAAACAGAAACAGACGUAGUGACUUCCUCUCAUUUGUGAGCACUGAUCACAGUUAUUUAAUCAUUCUGAUGCGAUUUGCUCUCGCUCUUCUGUCCGCUCCGAGUCCGACGUGCUCGGGGCUUUUAAACCAGGACAACGUCGGCGGUAUGAUCCUGACGUGUAGACGCAGAGGGAAGCUCACUAACGCCCGCCUUCACUUAAUUCUUAAUGUUUAUACCACAGCGCUGAGCGAUUCUGGAUUGUGAUUGGCCAGAACGUGUUCAUUAAGAUAUACAUCGUUGACACCUUUUUUAUUUAUUUAUUUAUUUAUUUAUUUAUUUAUUUUUUGCGUUUCCCAUAUGCUGAAGGAGUCUCCAGUGUCAGCGGUUUGUAGCAGUCAGUUUCUCGGCAGCAGGUAGCGUUGGUGUCCAGGGUUCGCUCUUGAACUCGGGUUACCAUCUGACCAGAAGAAACCGGUUCCUGAAGAUGAAUGAAUUAAUAAACAAUAGAAACGCUUCCUCCUUAUCGAUGAGAUGUUUUUGCGACACCGCUGCCAGCGAGCUUUAAGUAGAGAUGCUACUGAUCUGAUACCCGGGGUAGAUCGGAUAUCAUCUUAUAUACCCUGGGUAUAUAUUCAUUUUAAUUCCGUUGUCGUUUGAACGAGCUAGAGCCCUCGAAAGACUCAUUCUUAGUGCUGCGUUCUCUUGACGUCCACGGAGCACUGACAUCGACGGAUUUCAUUAGCCGAACAAUUACAUAUGUACAUAACCUUUGACCUCUGCGUCCUCUCCUGACGUCUGAUCGAAUGCAGUUUUCAAUUAGGAGCCGAGGCCACGCCUGGGCCUUUUGAUAGCUAUCUUUUUUUUUUUUUUUUCCCAGACAGGAAGCAGAAGGAAGUGUAGUUAGUAUCGCAGAACAAAAGCUAGUGACACGAGCAGAGAAAGAGCCUCCGGGUUUCAGCACGAGCCCACAAAGAGUCCCGAGUCCUGCGUCUUUCCUGCGUUUGUCUUUCUCUGACAUCACGGCUGCUAGUUGCAGCGGUGCACAGAACACCGCCGGUCUCCCGAAACGGACGAGAAGCCGGCACUCGUGACAUGAGUUACUGAGGCGUGUGACAUGUGACACCUGUUGAAGGAGGGUUCCGAACAGGUUACACCCUCAGCCUCGGCUCUCGCAGGUAAACACCAGGCGGAUGAGUCGAGGCUUGCUGGAGAGCGUGAAAAACAAGAAGCCGUUCCUCUGCUUUUAAACGGCGUCCUGAUAGAGCAGAGGGAAGGAUCGAGCCUCAUGAGAGCCUCCGCAGAGCAGGUACAGAGCUUCGUCCUUCUCCGAGCCUUGGUCUAAAUGGGUCCGGUCAUGCCUCCCAGCAAGAAGCCGGAAGCUUCCGGGGUGAGCGUGGCGAGCGGCUUGAGCCAGCUGUACCAGGUGAGCUCGAUCACUCGGGCGCUGUGCGAAGACGACGAACUGGAGCUGGCGCUGCCCGUGCCGGCCAUCAAGCUGGAGAAGUCGGGCGCCGAGGACGAAGAGCUGACCAACCUGAACUGGCUGCACGAGAGCAAGAACCUGCUGACGAGCUUCGGCGACCCGGUGCUAAGGAGCGUGAGCCCCGUGCAGGAGCCCGACGACGACCCGCCUCCCUCCCCGGCCACCUCCGACCUCGCCUACGACGCCAAGCACAACCCCAACUGCAAGCCGCCGUACUCCUUCAGCUGCCUCAUCUUCAUGGCCAUCGAGGACGCGCCCUCCAAGAGGCUGCCCGUCAAGGACAUCUACAACUGGAUCCUCGAGCACUUCCCGUAUUUCGCCAACGCCCCGACCGGCUGGAAGAACUCAGUCAGGCACAACCUCUCGCUCAAUAAGUGUUUUAAGAAAGUGGACAAAGACAGGAGUCAGAGUAUCGGGAAAGGUUCCCUGUGGUGCAUAGACCCGGAAUACAGACACAAUCUCAUCCAGGCACUGAAGAAGACGCCUUAUCAUCCCUACUCCCAAGUGUUCACCACGCCUCCCACCUCUCCUCAGGCAUAUCAAAGCCUGUCCAGUCCUCCAAUUUGGCCGGGGAAUCACUUCUACCGAAAAAAUAAAGGAGUCCUCCUACCAGAUGCCGAUAUAGACGCUGCCGUGUCCAUGAUGUGUUUGAAUCGUCCUGAGGCGCCCGAGUUCUUCCCUCAGGGAGUGAUCCGGAACGGAGCUUGUAUGAUGAGCCCGGGCCUCUUCCCAGGAAUUCGACCUCUUCCCAUCAGUCCUAUCGGCAGCAGAGCCGCCGCCGUCAGGUCAGUCCUGGCCGGCUGCAGGAUCCGCAGCGAAAGCGAGCCGUCCUGCGACUCUCCUCUGGUCAGCAGCGACCCCAAGGAGGACCACAACUACAGCUUUGGCAAAACUUCCAACUCGACCACCGGAGAGAAAACGCCGCUCGACUGCGGCGCGUCCGAGUUCCACGGUCACGACGCCACCAGCGACACGGACGACGACGACAGGGCCAAGAUCAAGAAGGAGCCCAAAGAGUGGGCGGUGGACGCUCUGGCCCUGGCGCAGCACAACAAGUGGCACCAUUUGACAAAGGUCAAACAGAGAGUGGCCAGUGACAUGCUGCCUUUAAAAAAGAGGCGCACCGAGAAGCCUCCGGAAAGCGAUGACGAGGAGAUGAAGGAGGCGGCGGGUUCUCUGCUCCACCUGGCUGGCGUCAGAGCCUGUUUGAACAAUAUCACCAACCGGACGGCCAAGGGCCAGAAAGAGCAAAAAGAGUCCAUGAAAAAUAACUAAACUGUGUUAUGAGGAAGAGAGAAAGAGAGAGAGAGCGAGAGAGAGAGAGAGAGAGAGAGCGCGAGAGAGAGCGAGAGAGAGAGAAAAGAAACAUCACUUUUAAUAGAAUUUACUAUUUUUUUCCAGGACAUCAGGUGAAUUCUACUGAUUUGUGGCAAUAUCAACAAUUAACUUUGUUUUCCUAUCUUUAUAGUUGAAGUUAUUGAGGGUUCUUUAUUUUUUAUUGUUUUUAUUACUUUUCUUUUUCUUUCUUUUUCUUUUUUUAAAGGAGAUUAAAGCCAUAGCAAAAAAUAAAUAAAUAAAUAAAUAAAUAAUAUAAUAAUAAUUCAGCUGAUUUACUAAUGGGUUUUAUUUGGCUGAUAUUAACAUUAAAUAAGAAAAAUUCCACACGCACUUAGACGAGAGAAAACAGCGCUGUAGAACAGAGCUACACGCGACCGGGCAGCAGGAGUCUGUGUAGGGGUUAUGUUCUAGUGCACUAGGAGUAGUGUACACUUCUCUUAGUCGUGUCUCGUGAGCAGACCCGCCGCCCCGGGGCGUUAAUCCGAUCCGACGGCAUGGCCGAGCGGUCCUGGAUAAUUGUAGCUGCUGAAAGUCAGACGUUCCCCGAGUCCAAUGUUAAUCUGUGAAAUAAAUCCGAAGCCAUAAGCCUUUGUGCUUUUUGGAGAGGCAAAUAUACAGUGCAUUAGAUGUAUGAAGAUAUACCACCGCCCGCAGUUCUUCCCUUAAGCAAUCAAAACGAGUGUUAUUACUCAAAUGAAGUAAAGCGACAUAGUGAUACGAUAUUCCCCUUAGAGUACAAUAAAAUAAUAAUAAUAAUAAUAAUAAUAAUAAUAAUAAUAAUAAUAAUAAUCCCUGACAGAAACGAUGCUACUAAAACCUGCCAAGUGUAAUUUAAUGAUAAAAGAAAAAAGAUGAAGUGUGGAAAUGUUUUGUGGGAUUUUUUUUUUUUUUUAAAUCAAUAUUUGCUUUAAUUUUUAAUCCUGUUUUAUUUUGUAUAAAUUCUUUCUUAUGUUUUUAGUUUCCUAAGCCUCAUGAUGUAAGAAGCAAUUU
This is a messenger RNA of Ictalurus furcatus (blue catfish), 7923 nucleotides long. It is a transcript of the gene foxn3, whose product is annotated as forkhead box N3. The transcript has 7 exons. Bases 5455 to 6870 code for a protein of 471 amino acids. Lineage: Eukaryota; Metazoa; Chordata; Actinopteri; Siluriformes; Ictaluridae. Gene Ontology annotation, cellular component: nucleus. Gene Ontology annotation, biological process: regulation of DNA-templated transcription. The record is from RefSeq and is a predicted model, not a curated record. Gene Ontology annotation, molecular function: cis-regulatory region sequence-specific DNA binding; DNA-binding transcription factor activity.